GAACAGCUCACGUUCGCAGAGAUGUACGCGUACUUGCGUAGUGAACUUACCGGACUCGACGUUCAGAGGGCAAAAGAAGUAGUAAACGCAACUGAAUAUGCCGAAGUAAUCUUCCUGCUCGCUCAUCUGAGAAGUGGGAGACCGGACGAGCGCAAAUGGAGAGCCGCGAUGCACGAUCUGACCCGUUCGAUCUACAAAGUGCUCAACCGAUCUCUAACCAAGACAAUCGAUCUCCGCAUUAGCGAGUUGGAGGUCAAGACGGGAGCCACAGCAGAUCCAUGGUCUCAGAAACUGUUCCCUCAGGCCGAAUCAGCUGACACGGACCGGAUCUGCAGCAACGCGUCACUCCGAGUAAUUCAAAACACUAUUAAGGCUCAAGUGGAAGGAGACCUAGUUCUUCUGCUACAACCCGACUUCCCAGUCUAUCCU
This is a messenger RNA of Phytophthora sojae, 429 nucleotides long. RefSeq lists its product as hypothetical. The transcript is spliced from 3 exons. Lineage: Eukaryota; Oomycota; Peronosporomycetes; Peronosporales; Peronosporaceae. The record is from RefSeq and is a predicted model, not a curated record. The annotation marks the transcript as partial.